UUUUUUUGUUGUUGUAACAGUGUCAAAUUGAUUCCUUUCAUAGCCUAUCCACGCCGUCGCGCGGGAUUCAAGCCCUAAUAGUAGUGCCACUCUCCUCAUUCCGCCGCUGUUCAGCCGGCGACGCUCGGAAUGGAGCCGGACAUCCAACGGAAAAUCGAGGCAACGGUGGUCGACAUUCUCAGAGGUGUCGACAUGAAUCAGGCGACCGAGUUCAAUGUCCGGUUCAUGGCCUCCAUGCGUCUCGGCAUCGACCUCUCCAACAUCGAGAGCAAGAAGUUCGUCAGAGGAAUCGUGGAGUCCUUUCUGCUCUCCUCCGCGGUUCCGCUCGGUGAAGCUGAAGACCACCAGGCGCUCGACGACGACGGACGUGUCGCCGGAGAGACCAAUGAGGCGAGGAAGGAGGUCGAGCUGGAUGGCUAUGGAAAUCGCGUUAUUUGCAGGCUUUCGGAUAGAAGGAGCGUGACGGUGCAUGACUACAACGGGAAGUCUCUUGUUUCAAUCAGAGAGUGGUUCUUGAAAGAGGGUUUGGAGCUUUUUUCUAAUAGAGGAAUUAGUUUGCCAUCUGAACAGUGGUCGGUGAUGAGGAAGAGUAUGUCUGACGUAGACACUGCCAUCGCAGAGAUGCAAUCCAGGUUGAGAAGAUCUGAUGAUCUCAAUGGUUCAAGAACGGAGAAGUGUAACUCGGUCCCACAGAAAGUUGCUUCUACUUCGACUGUUCUGCGUAGUGAGAAAGUUCUAAAUGGAGUGGCUACCUCUUCAACUUCAACCAGGGCUGAACUACAGAGCGAGGAAGUCUCUAAUGGGGUAACUACUUCUACCCCAUGUGCAGAAAUCCCUUCUUUACCAGUUGCUUCUACCCAUUGCAAUCCUGUCUCUGAUCCAGCUAUUGCUUCUGCUCCUGAAGAAAAUGUACCCACUGCAACUGCAAAUUCUGCAGCAGAAGAAGGUAUUGCUUGGGUUAGUGUGGACCGUUUUGAUGGGAAGAACUAUAAGAGCUGGGUGAUAAACAUGGAGCUUUUCUUGAAGCAGUUAAAGGUUGCACAUGUGCUCUCUGAUCCUUGUCCAGUGGUUGCCGUACAUCCUGGAUCGAAAAAUCCUGAACAGAUGAUACCUCCGGCUAAAAAAGCUGCUGAGAGGAAGUGGCUUAACGAUGACCAUUUGUGUCGCCUCCACAUUUUGAGUUGCCUCUCCGAUUCUCUUUAUCAUCAAUUUUCAAAGACGACUCAUACUGCAAAGGAGUUAUGGGAUCAGCUGAAACAAGUUUAUCUCUAUGAGGACUUGGAGUCAAAGAGAGCCCAAGUGAAGAGGUACAUUGAAUUUCAGAUUGUUGAGGAAAAGUCAAUUUUCCAGCAAGUCCAUGAAUUAAACAAUAUCGCUGAUGCCAUUGGAGCUGAUGGAACUAUUAUUCAUGAGUACUUCCAUGUUAGUGCUGUCCUCUCAAAGCUUCCACAAUCAUGGCAAAAUUUCUGCAUCAAGUUAAAGCACGAGGAGCAUCUGCCUUUCCGGAUGUUGAUGGACAUGAUAAAGGCCGAGGAACAGUUGCGUACAGGGGGGAGCAAGCAAGUGGAAUCUGCCAAUAAUCACCUCAACAACCACAAUCACCAUGCCAACAAUCUAGGGCCGAGGACAAGAGACCUGAAGAGACCAGGUGUGAUGCAGUGGACGAGGCAUGGAACGGGAACUGAGAUGGAGAACAACAGGUUGCCCGUCUGCUUUUGUUGUGGGAAGAAGGGUCACUUUGCUAACCAGUGUCGCAACAGGAAAUUCGACAAUGAAGAUCAUCAUCCUCAUCAACAUCAUAAGUCAUUCACCCACUCUGUUAAAGGAGGCGACCCAUGGCCGUACUGAGUAUGCUACGAAAUCUUCACUGUUCUCUGAGAGGGUAGGGCUGGCUUCUGGAAUCGCACUUCUCAGUGCCUUGUGGUCUACUCCUGGAUUUUGUUUUCAUGCUGUACGUUUUUGUAAGACGAGACCAACAGUCGCUCUCGAAACCUAAAAUGGUUUAUCUAGUUAGAGUUAUUUGCUGUGUUUGUAAAACCGUACCAUGUUAGCAUCAGACGGGGGAAAUCUUUUAUUGGAAGCUAAAUUGUUAGGUAGUUUUUAGAGGUAUGAAAAUGAUCGAACUAUGAUUAAAUCACGCUUUUAAUAUUAAAUACUUUAUUGUCGAUCUUUCGAUGUGUGUUGGCGAUCCUACCGAAAAAAACUUGAAGGCUAAACCGAUGGGUAGUUUUUAG
Messenger RNA from Linum tenue, 2234 nucleotides. NCBI's taxonomy places the organism in Eukaryota, Viridiplantae, Streptophyta, Magnoliopsida, Malpighiales, Linaceae. The record is from the annotation of a GenBank genome assembly.